CUAUUAUAAGCGCCCCCUCCCCCCCACCUGCUCCUCAUUCCUGUUCCCUUCUCUCUCUCUCUCUAAACUCUCUCCUUGUCUCUCUAAAACCGAGAAGCGUCGAAGCUUAAUCAGUCGUGACCUUUCGUUUCCGUUCAUUUUCCGGGUGGAGAUGAACGUGCAUGCGUCGUUCUGAGAGAGUUUCAGGUCUUCGAGAGGAUUUCCUCUUCGUUUUAUCUGAUACAAAGGAUGGCUCCCGGGACGACUACUGAUGCCAGUAAUUGGCUCUCCUUUUCUCUCUCGCCGAUGGAGAUGUUCAGUUCGCCUCCGCCUUCGCAGAACCAAAGCCAAUACUUCUUCCUCGACAACUAUUAUCCUCAGUCCAACGCUUGGGAAAGCUCCAAGGCUCCGGCUAUGUACCCCGGAGAUGAUCAAAUGAAGCAAGUGUCGAAUCAGAACAUUGUCGAUUCCUCGAUUUUUACAGGUUUUAUCGAUUCAGAAAUCGGGGAACAGCCGGCACGGAAGCUAGAGGAUUUUCUGGGCAGCGACUCGGCGAUGGUCCGGUACUCGGACAGCCAGACGGACACUCAAGACUCGUCGCUGACUCAUAUCUACGAUCAGGGAAGCUCAGCCUACUUCCAGGACCCCCAGGAUUUCAAAGCAAUCUCCGCCGCCGCUGGGUUCCAGGCGUUUUCCACCAACUCGGGGUCCGAAGUCGACGACUCGGCGUCCAUUGGCCGGACCCAGCUCUCUUCCGGCGACUUCCCGAAUCAGUGCAUUGAGUCCGGGAACGAGUUGGCCUUCUCUCCGUGCCCAACCGGCGCUUUAUCCCUAGCCGUCAACAAUAACACCUCCGAGAAAGCCCUGGUUUCUGUCGAUUCAGAGAGUUGCAAGAAAAUCAACGACACCUUUGGCCAAAGAACUUCCAUUUACAGAGGGGUCACUCGGCACAGAUGGACUGGACGAUACGAAGCGCAUCUAUGGGACAACAGCUGCAGAAGGGAGGGUCAGGCCAGAAAGGGCCGUCAAGUGUACCUGGGUGGAUAUGAUAAAGAGGAAAAGGCAGCAAGGGCUUACGAUCUUGCAGCUCUCAAGUAUUGGGGUCCGACCGCCACAACUAACUUCCCUGUUUCCAAUUACUCCAAAGAACUUGAGGAGAUGAAGAAUGUGACUAAACAAGAAUUCAUCGCAUCACUGAGAAGGAAGAGUAGUGGAUUUUCAAGGGGGGCAUCUAUCUACAGGGGUGUAACCAGGCAUCAUCAACAGGGUCGAUGGCAAGCAAGAAUUGGUCGUGUUGCUGGAAACAAAGAUCUCUACCUUGGGACAUUUGCCACCGAGGAGGAAGCAGCAGAGGCAUACGAUGUAGCGGCAAUAAAGUUCCGGGGAGUGAAUGCGGUAACCAACUUUGAGAUGAACCGAUAUGACGUGGAAUCGAUUAUUAAGAGUGCUCUUCCCAUUGGUGGGGCAGCUAAGAGGCUGAAACUUACCCUCGAGAAUGAGCCGAAACAGGCUUUGAACCAUGAACAGCAACUGCAGUGCGGCAGCAACGGCAGCGUUAGCAUCAACUUUGGUUCCAUUCAGCCCCUUGCUUCUAUCCCAUCUGGAGUGCCAUUCGAUGCCCCCAACCAUUACCAUACCAACAACCUGUUCCAUAUCCAUUCCAACAAUGCCAUGACUUCCAACCCCCCGGCCUCCACCUCCUCCAUGGUUCCUCCAAUGACUUUCAUGCAGCAACAGGCCGAGUUCUUUGUUUGGCCUUCUCACCAAUCCUAUUAAUGAGACCGAUCCAAGAUCCCAACCUCUCUGCAUCAACAAAUACCGGUAAAGCUGAUAGUAACUAGUAGCCCUUCUCUCUUGUUAUUCUCCGCAAACUGACCUGCUCUGACUCUUCAAACUCUUUAGUAUAGUAGCAUUUGACUGUUGAAGGUCCGGCUCUCUGAGAUAGAUGGUUAUGUUGGAAGGAUAAAGUGUUUAUGUUUUAGGGUAAAAACUUAAGUUUUGUAAGUAAGCUUUUCUUGGGUAGGUUGAAUGGACCAGGGGGCACUCCAUCUUGUGAAAAGGUUUCAGAUCUUUUCAGAGUUUUGCUUUUGUCAGAGUUGUUCCUCCUGGUGGCAAUCCUUACUGGAUUAAUGCUUAGUUAAACCAUAUAUAGUUUGCUUCAACUUCUUCUUCUU
Messenger RNA from Diospyros lotus (date-plum), 2153 nucleotides. RefSeq names its product AP2-like ethylene-responsive transcription factor AIL6. Gene Ontology annotation, molecular function: DNA-binding transcription factor activity; DNA binding. NCBI's taxonomy places the organism in Eukaryota, Viridiplantae, Streptophyta, Magnoliopsida, Ericales, Ebenaceae. The record is from RefSeq and is a predicted model, not a curated record. Bases 229 to 1755 code for a protein of 508 amino acids. The transcript is spliced from 9 exons. Gene Ontology annotation, biological process: regulation of DNA-templated transcription.